AUGUCGAAUGCCAAAAGCACACCGGCAUCAUCACCAACGGAUGCGAGUCCUAAGCAGCCGAAGUCAGACGCCAACGAGGAACCGAUGGUCAAGAGCGAGAAUAAGAUGGGAGUGGAUGAGGAGGACGAUGAAGCCAUGGACCAUAAGUCUCGUGCGCUCACCAACCUUCUGAAGACAAGCUCUGUGUUUGUUGCGAUCAUGGCAGACAAGAUGAAGCAACAGCAGGAGCAAAAUCAAGAGCAGGCGAGAAAGGCGGCUGCGAAGCAAAAGAAUGAUGCAGCCAAAUCUUCAGAGACAAAAAGCGCAACGAGACGAUCAUCAAGGGCGCAUGCUGCUGGAGAGUUCGACAACGGGAAGAACUUGCCGGAGCAGGAGAAGCGAACCACACGAGGUCGCGGACGCCCAUCCAAAAAGAAUAAUGCCGCCAAGAAGAACAUUGUUGACUAUUUCGACUCGGAGGCCGUGAAGGCCGCCAAAGACGGGCCCACAGUCCAGGAGGCGCUUGCAGAAGCUGCAGACGAGUAUGAAGGAGAAGGACUCGGCGCUCAGGAUCUUGUCGCCACCGAGCAACCCUCUCUAGUUACGGGCGGCCAGAUGAAGAGAUAUCAGCUAGAAGGAUUGGAGUGGCUGAAGUCGCUCUGGAUGAAUGGCCUUAGUGGUAUUCUGGCGGAUGAAAUGGGCCUUGGGAAGACGCUGCAGGCCAUCUCAAUGAUCGCGUUCUUCAAGGAGAACAACAUAUCCGGUCCUUUCCUGAUUGCGGCUCCGUUAAGCACCGUGCGGAACUGGGUCGAAGAAUUCAAGCACUGGACUCCCACCGUCAAUACUCUUCUCUACCAUGGCAGCAGGGACGACCGUGAUGCAAUGAGGCGAAAGAGGAUGAAACUACAGGAUCAGACCAAGUGGGACUUCCCCGUUGUCGUCACGAGCUAUGAAAUCUGCAUGAACGACAAGAAGUUCUUGGCCAACUACCAGUGGAGAUACAUAGUCGUGGAUGAGGGGCAUCGCCUGAAGAAUAUGAACUGCAAGCUGGUCAAGGAGCUGAUGACAUACAAUUCCGCAAACCGAUUGCUGAUCACCGGCACGCCACUUCAAAAUAACAUCGCGGAACUCUGGUCACUGCUGCAUUUCUUGUUACCGGAGGUUUUCAACGACCUCGACAGCUUCGAAAAGUGGUUCGACUUCUCCAGCGUUUUAGAGGACAAGGAAGAGGCUGAUGGCAAGUCCCUGAAGCACAAGAACAACCUGGUCUCCACCAUGCACGCCAUCCUCAAGCCGUUCCUGCUUCGGCGCGUCAAGACCGAUGUUGAGUCGUCCCUUCCAAAAAAGCGAGAAUACAUUCUGUACGCUCCAUUGACUUCAGAGCAGAAGGAACUGUACCGGGAAAUUCUUGCCGGUACCAGUAGGUCAUACCUCGAAGACAAAGCAGUUGAGCGGAUCGAGGCAAAGAGCCGAACUGCUUCCCUCAAGCGCAAGGCCAAUUGUAGCGGUCGCUCCACGCCAGCAAAGAGCAUCAAGCCCAGUCGCGACUCGACGCCUGCAUCUGUCGCGUCAAAUGGUUCUAUUCGGCGAGGUCGAAAAGCAGCACGCACCAGCUAUCGCGAUGUGACCGACAGUGAGUUCAACGCUCGUCUUCGCCGAAUAGAAAAAGGUGAAGAAGGGCUCAGCCUCGAUCGUGCAUCGCCCGGCCCCGACUCGCGAGAAAUAUCGUCUGACGAAGCAGGAGAGCUCGAGCGUGUUCAGACCCUCAAACUCGCGAAGAAGGAGAUGUCGUCCAAGAAGCUGCAAAACCCUGUCUUGCAACUUCGACUCGCAUGCAACAGCCCGCACAACUUCUACUGGCCCUGGAAACCGACCACACUUGCCGAAGAGGAAUCCGGUGACUUUCCACAAGUCGACGAAAGCCUGGUCCAAGCCUCUGGCAAGAUCCUCCUGCUUGACACACUUCUGCCCCGACUUUUCAAGCUUGGUCACAAGGUCCUCAUUUUCAGCCAAUUCAAAACCACGCUCGACAUUCUGGAAACCUACGCAGCUGACCUGCGUGGCUGGAAAGCCUGUCGAAUUGACGGCUCUGUGGCGCAGGAAGAUCGCUAUGCCCAGAUCACCAGCUUCAACACGGACAAGUCCUACAACCUGUUCCUCCUGUCUACUCGGGCUGGUGGCCAGGGAAUCAAUCUCACUGCAGCUGACACUGUUGUUCUGUUCGACUCGGACUGGAAUCCGCAACAAGAUUUACAAGCUAUGGACCGCGCACAUCGUAUUGGGCAGACGAAGCCUGUGAUCGUAUAUAGGCUAGCUACACGCGGAACGGUGGAGGAGACAUUGCUCUUCAAGGCUGACUCGAAGCGUAAGCUCGAGAAGUUGGUCAUUCAGAAGGGCAAGUUCAGGUCCCUUCUUUCGUCGGGUGUUGAAGUGGAUGAUAUCAAGGGCGUACUAGUGGAUGAUGAGUUUGAGAAGUAUGACGUCGCGCACUUCGAAGACGAAGACAAGGGAGCCACGCCAACAGGCAGGAAGAGACGAAUAUUAGGCGAAGAUGAACUGAAGAUCUUGACGGAUCGGACAGAUAAGGCCUAUGAACGAGCUGAAAAGGGCCUGGAUAUCGGCGGCGAAGGACAGGCCUUCAAGGUUGCAGAGACUCAAAGAGGUCAAGGGACGACAGGCGAUGUCCUUGAUGACUUGACGGUCAGGAGAAAGGCGUAG
Messenger RNA from Cladophialophora yegresii CBS 114405, 2697 nucleotides. RefSeq lists its product as uncharacterized. The transcript has a single exon. NCBI's taxonomy places the organism in Eukaryota, Fungi, Ascomycota, Eurotiomycetes, Chaetothyriales, Herpotrichiellaceae. Gene Ontology annotation, biological process: DNA methylation-dependent constitutive heterochromatin formation; lymphocyte proliferation; pericentric heterochromatin formation. The record is from RefSeq and is a predicted model, not a curated record. Gene Ontology annotation, molecular function: ATP-dependent chromatin remodeler activity; ATP binding; chromatin binding. The coding region runs from base 1 to 2697 and encodes 898 amino acids. Gene Ontology annotation, cellular component: pericentric heterochromatin; nucleus.